AUGUGCUCCAAGGGACAGAAAACUGAGAAGAAACUCCUUGCGAGCUCUACGGAACGACUCGCACAGCAAGGCGCACGAGCGGCUCGAGGUACACGAGCAGUGAACGCAGGAAAAUAUGCAUCGGGUGGCAACCAACACAGCCAGAGCUGGAGUUUUAUGUCACGCAUGCGCUCAUUUCUUCGUUUGGGAGCCCCUUCCGUAAGAAACCGAGAUUCGAAUUCUAAGAGCGCAUGCGCUGGAACCUGCUUUGAAUACGACAGAAACAAUCGAGGCAUGGAAACCAAAGGCGCCGAGAAUCUCCGAAAAACAGUCCCACAAACCUCAACAGAGAGUUUGGGAAACCCGCAAAUUUCCCUGAAACAGAAAAUAACGGAUCCAGGGAAUGUUCGCGGAAGUGACAGUGAGCAGCAGGCGCGCUCGGGCACUAUUAAGAAUCUCGACGCUCCCGUGGCCGAGACUGCUCCAACUUCUGAGGUGCAAUGUGGCAGCCGGGAAGACGAUUUGUGCCGAAGUCGUCAUUGCCCCGGAUCAGACUCAUAUCCAGCAGAAUUUUUCCCCGCAAGUAGUCUAUGGCCUGAUAGAGACGAUGAUCAAUCCAAGCAAGCGACCUCCCUGCGCUCCACACAAUUGCUCGAGGAACCACAUAAGAGAGACUCUAAUCCCAGCACGGGAACUCCGCUUUUACCUCCUCAGAAAGAUAUCCACAGGGGCUUGAAGACUCUGGUUUUAGAUCUCGACGAGACCCUUGUUCACUCUGGCUUCGACAAAAUUGACAGGCCUGACUAUGUACUUCAAAUUGAGGUUAACGGCAUUCUUCGAACACUCUACGUGAAGAAACGUCCCGGCUGUGAUCGGUUUCUGCGAGAAAUGGCAGACUAUUUCGAAAUCGUGGUGUUUACUGCGUCCCUAGCGAAGUAUGCGGAUGCGGUUUGUGAUCUGCUGAAUCAGUCUGUAGGCCGGGACGUAAUAUCGUACCGCUUGUUUCGAGACUCCUGCGAAUUCGACGUUGACGCCCUCUGUUUUGUGAAAAAUUUGCACUAUCUUGGUCGAGAUAUUCGAAAAAUAGUGAUUGUUGAUAAUUCGCCGAGUGCCUACUUGAAAAACGCUGAGAAUGCGAUUCCUGUUGUCUCGUGGUUUAACGAUGAAUCCGAUAACACACUCGAAGCGCUCAUACCGCUCCUCCAAGAAAUUGCUGCUGCAGACGACGUGCGAGAUGCUAUCCAGAAAUCCCCAAUCGUUCAGAAACUUCGUGAGAACUUCGGCAGUAUCGCAGGCGAGACGAGUUACGCGCAGUAA
Cyanidioschyzon merolae strain 10D is the source of this 1296-nucleotide messenger RNA. Its product is annotated as similar to nuclear LIM interactor-interacting factor. Gene Ontology annotation, molecular function: phosphoprotein phosphatase activity. NCBI's taxonomy places the organism in Eukaryota, Rhodophyta, Bangiophyceae, Cyanidiales, Cyanidiaceae. The coding region runs from base 1 to 1296 and encodes 431 amino acids. The transcript has a single exon. The record is from RefSeq and is a predicted model, not a curated record.